AGGCCGCGGCUGUGGCACCGUCUGCUGGACGAGGCGGAAGAUGGCGGCUAUGGCUGCGCUGGGGCUGGCACGAGUGGCGCUUCACCGCAACGGCGCGAGGCUGGUGCGAGCGGCAGUGACGACAACGGCCCAACGGUCGGUGGCGCAUUUCACCUUCGUGCCGGAGCCCGAGCCCGCUCAGUAUGGUCCAACUCAGAAGAUGAACCUUUUUCAAUCCAUUACAAGUGCCUUGGACAACAUUUUGGCAAAAGAUCCAACUGCAAUGAUCUUUGGAGAAGACGUUGCCUUUGGUGGAGUUUUUCGGUGUACAGUUGGACUCAGGGAUAAAUAUGGAAAAGAGCGUGUGUUCAAUACACCUCUCUGUGAGCAAGGCAUUGUGGGAUUUGGAAUUGGUAUAGCAGUUACAGGAGCCACAGCCAUUGCAGAAAUACAAUUUGCAGACUAUAUCUUUCCAGCUUUUGACCAGAUUGUUAAUGAAGCUGCUAAGUAUCGAUAUCGCUCUGGCAACUUAUUUGACUGUGGAAGUUUAACAAUUCGUGCACCUUGGGGCUGUGUUGGUCAUGGAUCGCUCUAUCAUUCGCAGAGUCCUGAGGCUUUCUUUUCCCAUAUUCCUGGAGUUAAGGUGGUUAUUCCAAGAAGUCCCAUUCAAGCCAAGGGAUUAUUACUAUCAUGCAUCGAAGACAAAAAUCCUUGUAUCUUCUUUGAACCUAAAAUUCUAUAUAGAGCUGCUGUGGAGCAAGUUCCUGUAGAAGCUUAUCAAAUCCCUCUUUCGCAAGCAGAGGUUCUCGAGGAGGGAAAUGAUGUUACCCUUGUUGCCUGGGGAACUCAGGUUCAUGUGAUGAGAGAGGUGGCCAGCAUGGCUCAGGAGAAGCUGGGAGUGUCAUGUGAAGUAAUUGACUUAAGAACAAUUCUACCCUGGGAUGCUGAGACUGUUUGUAAGUCUGUGGCGAAAACUGGAAGGUUGCUGAUUAGCCAUGAAGCUCCAGUAACAGGAGGAUUUGCUGCAGAGAUCAGUUCCACUGUUCAGGAAGAAUGCUUUCUUAAUCUGGAGGCACCGAUCAGUAGAGUCUGUGGAUAUGACACACCUUUCCCGCACAUCUUUGAACCCUUCUACAUACCAGAUAAAUGGAAGUGCUUUGAUGCUGUGCGGAAAAUGAUAAAUUAUUAAAUGUGACAGAGGAUAAAGGCUGGAAAGGGCUUUUCAGAAGCCUCCAUUUUCUCCAAACCAAUCAUCUUCACCUAAAAGAUGAGCUCCCUGGGACAGCAGAGAUGAUCCGAAAUGUAUCACUGCUACAGCGUUCCUGAUUCCUAUACUUUUCUAUUUAAUCUAAAAGGGCAGAGGUUGAACUUUAAACUAAGAUUGUGUCAAGGCAACAAAAUGUUUCCAUUGUUACUUAUACAAUUAUUUAUCUGUAUUUCACACUAUGGUAUUGGUAUUGACUCUUCAAAAUUGAUUAUGGUUUGAAUGUGAAAGGUGUACAUCCAAUAUAUUAAUAGCCCUUCAAGUAUUGUAGUGAUGUAAGGGACUUUUAUUACACAAACAAAAAUAAAAAAGUACUUACACUG
Chiloscyllium plagiosum (whitespotted bambooshark) is the source of this 1566-nucleotide messenger RNA. RefSeq names its product branched chain keto acid dehydrogenase E1 subunit beta (gene bckdhb). The record is from RefSeq and is a predicted model, not a curated record. NCBI's taxonomy places the organism in Eukaryota, Metazoa, Chordata, Chondrichthyes, Orectolobiformes, Hemiscylliidae. Gene Ontology annotation, cellular component: oxoglutarate dehydrogenase complex. Gene Ontology annotation, biological process: response to nutrient; branched-chain amino acid catabolic process.